AUGGCUUGUCACGUAUGCUCUCGUGCUCCAACAUCACGACUUAAAUAUCUUUGCCCUUCUUGUGCCCGCAAUCAGCUCUAUCAGCUCCGAAUCGAAAAUGCCAGGAUUCUUCUAGAAAAUGAGUCCCUAGGACAACAGAUUAAUAACGCAGUGUCCUCUACAGGUAUUCUUGAAGAAUUUUCGGAACGGCCUGGCUCUAGAUAUCUCGGUCUCGAGGAUGAUGACCACAUCGCUUGGCCUAUCCAAACCAUCGCCAAUGAGAAAGCCAAAUCCUCUUUGAGGAUAAAGCUACUUGAAAGUCGGACAGAGAGCUUACGGCUAGAGAUCAAGAACAAAAAACGCAACAUUUCCGAACACAAGCUUGCGCUAGCGCAACGUCGCUCGGAUGCUGGAUCUGCGAAGUAUCAACUUGCAGAACGUGAAACAGCCAUUUUAUCUGGCAUUCAUAACAGUGCCAAAAGAACGGACCACCUGUGGCACUCACUGCACAGUAAAACGGCAGAAGCUCGGAUAUUUUUAUGUCGUGAAGCUGCCUACCUUUAUAACCUACGGCAGAAAGUCAAAAAGAAAGAUGGUAAAGUUAAAGAGACAUAUACAGUUGGUGGAAUACCUAUCAUAGAUCUUAGGGACAUGAAUGGAAAGUUACGACCUCUACUUCGUGCUACACCGUCGCAAAUCUCAACGUCAUUCUCCUACAUUGCUCAACUCCUAGUACUUGUUUCACAUUACUUGUCCCUAAGGCUUCCUGCACAGAUCACACUUCCUCACCGGAAUUAUCCUGCGCCUACCAUAUACGCACCCUCUGGGUCUUAUCUCUUGCGUGAAAUGUUGCCCGUAGCAAGUACGUUGCAGCCCUCGCCUUCUAAUUCAACAUCAUCACGAACAGCGGACCCGCGGUCUUGCUUACCCCGACCCCGACCACUCUCCAUUGACAGAAGUCUCCCAAAACUAGCCAAGGAGGAUCCUGGUACGUACGCUCUCUUUAUAGAGGGGGCGACGCUGCUGGCUUGGAAUAUUUCCUGGCUUUGUCGGACUCAGGGGCUCCACAUAACGUCAGAUUCUUGGGAGGAGAUCUGUAGUAUUGGAAAACAUAUGUGGCAGCUCCUUGUUGCACCUCCCGCACAAACAUCAACGCUCGUUAGAGCGUUCGCCGGUCGAGACGUACAAUCCAAGGUGAAGAUCACAAAAGACCCUCCCAAAACAAUCAUCCAGCGGACAAAGUCAUUCCCGAUACUAGGUCAUUACUCCCAUGGUACUGUGCAUUCUUUCCUCGCUGCUUCGGAGGGUACGGAGUUCACGCGUACAUGGCGGCUUCCAACUCCAACGAAAGUUGCAGACAAAUUAAAGUCAAGCUUAUUAGGUGAAAUGGCCAGUGCGGAAUGGGAAGUUCUGGAGAAGAAGGAAUGGGAUAAUAUACCUGAGGCGCCACUACAAUCUGUUCAUGAAUCCUCAGUCAAUCGGGAAGGCGAGAAGGGUGAAUCAGAUAUACCAAACAUGGAUCCAUCGGAAAACAAUCGUGCUGGGCCAGCUUCUCCAAAUGAGCCUAUAAAGUCUAAUCGGCUUAAAGGGACAAGUGGUUGGACUAAGCUUAGAAACAGCGCUCUUGAAUUGAGUGCAUAUAUACCUGAGGCAGUUCUGCGGGCGGAACUACACCGAAGAAGUGGGAUCAGAGACUCUGACAAUGAUAAGCCAUUGUGUGGCUCGAAGGAUCGAGGGGUUUACAACACUCCAGUGCAUGUAAUGGCACUUUUCCUCAUUCUAGUACUGAGUACCUUCGCUUGUUCAUUUCCCGUACUUGCCCGUCGGUUCCCACGUCUGCCAAUACCACGGCGCUUUCUUUUCCUUUCCAGGCAUUUUGGGACAGGCGUAUUGAUAGCUACGGCCUUCGUCCAUUUACUCCCUACGGCGUUUGUGUCCCUGACAGAUCCAUGUCUUCCUCGAUUCUGGAGUGAAUCCUACCGUGCCAUGGCUGGUUUUGUCGCCAUGGUUUCCGUCUUUGUUGUGGUGGUGGUAGAGAUGUUUUUUGCCAUGAAAGGAGCAGGCCAUGUUCAUGGGAGUGAGUACGAUCAUUUGAUUAGUAAUGUCGGUGGGGACACUGCAAGCAACUAUCAGAAUGAGGAGCCUGAAUACCUACAAGAGUCAACAGAGAAUAUUCACCUUGAGGGCAUGCCGGACGGCAACUGUACAAGUAGCCUGCCGCAAUCCUCAGGCCACUUGCUGAGUGACUCGACGGACGACGGCAGUCAAUCACAAUCCGCAAGUUUGAUUGCGCGCAAAGAGGACGUGGAGGUUGAUCUUGAGGGACCAGACUCUUAUGAUGACUCGCAUAUGAUUGCUCAUCGAAGCCCUUACUCGCAGUCCGAAUUGGGUCGGCCUUCGCCGGCUAUAACGCGUGGACAGCCGGACACUAUGUUGUCUAUACAGAAUCCGCAACGUCAGUUGCUUCAGUGUCUUCUUCUCGAAGCCGGAAUUCUCUUUCAUAGUAUUUUUAUUGGCAUGGCACUUAGUGUUGCAACAGGGACGUCAUUCGUUGUACUACUUGUGGCCAUCUGUUUUCAUCAGACUUUUGAGGGUUUCGCUCUUGGCUCACGUAUUGCAUCACUUAUUCCCGACCUUUUUGCCCCAUCUUCCAUGAAGCCAUGGCUCAUGUCACUUGCAUAUGGGACGACAACUCCCAUUGGCCAAGCCAUCGGUCUUAUUUUACAUAACCUAUAUGAUCCAACGAGCACUACAGGUCUGCUCAUGGUUGGUAUUACGAAUGCGAUAAGCAGUGGUCUUCUGCUGUUCGCUGGGCUGGUUGAGCUUUUGGCCGAAGACUUUUUGAGUGAGUCAAGUUACGCAACCUUACAAGGGCGAAAGCGUGUUGAAGCAUGUAUAGCAGUUGCCUGUGGAGCUUUGUUAAUGGCGUUAGUUGGUGCAUUUGCCUAG
Messenger RNA from Aspergillus pseudotamarii, 2928 nucleotides. Its product is annotated as UV radiation resistance protein and autophagy-related subunit 14-domain-containing protein. Gene Ontology annotation, biological process: zinc ion transmembrane transport. Gene Ontology annotation, cellular component: plasma membrane. The coding region runs from base 1 to 2928 and encodes 975 amino acids. NCBI's taxonomy places the organism in Eukaryota, Fungi, Ascomycota, Eurotiomycetes, Eurotiales, Aspergillaceae. The record is from RefSeq and is a predicted model, not a curated record. Gene Ontology annotation, molecular function: zinc ion transmembrane transporter activity. The transcript is spliced from 5 exons.